Batrachochytrium dendrobatidis JAM81 is the source of this 2001-nucleotide messenger RNA. RefSeq lists its product as uncharacterized. The transcript has 5 exons. The coding region runs from base 1 to 2001 and encodes 666 amino acids. Gene Ontology annotation, cellular component: mRNA cleavage and polyadenylation specificity factor complex. Lineage: Eukaryota; Fungi; Chytridiomycota; Chytridiomycetes; Rhizophydiales. Gene Ontology annotation, biological process: mRNA alternative polyadenylation. Gene Ontology annotation, molecular function: mRNA binding. The record is from RefSeq and is a predicted model, not a curated record.
AUGGACUGCAAUGAUGACGAUCUGGACCUCUAUGGUGGUAUGGAUCCAGUACCAGUGUGUUCUUUUGCGUUGGAUCAAACUCAGUCACUAAAAGCACCUGUUUCUGCAGUUUCUGACUCUACUGGGGACAUGCAUGCAUAUCAAGGUCAUGUCCGCCAGGACACGACAGAAUCAGCCUCGAUGCAAGAUAUUGAUCUAUACCAAACUAUAGAUGCUGAUUAUACUCUUGGACAGGAAGACAAGUCAGCUGUAGUCGAUACAGAUGCAGUUGCCAAUGAAGAAAAUGAUAUGGAUGGAAAUAUGAUUACAGAAUCUAAUUCUGAUGUUUGGACAAUGAGAGUGCAGCAUCGACCUAGUAUUGAUAGCACUGCAGAUAAUGGCGAACUCGUUGAUAAAUCAAAUGUUGCUAUUCCAUCUACUCCCAACAUCCAUCAUAGUCGCAGCAUUGUUGUUCAAGAUCUUUCAUGGUGGACGAGUGAUCAAAAUAUAUUUGAUAUUCUUCGAGCAGCCGGGGUAUAUGAUCAACUGGUAGUGAGAGAGUUUGGCUUUUCAGAAAUCAAAGCUAAUGGCAAAUCCAAAGGAAUUUGCUAUAUUCAAUUUGAUACAUCCACAGCAGCCACCAAAGCCAAAGAGUUUUUUGAGCGGAUUGAUAUUCACGGAAAACCACCAUCAGUCAAAUAUGCACCUGUAUCAUUUACAUCCAAUCCAUAUCGAGGACAGGCGAAGCAACAGUCUGAUUCUGGAAAUCAAAAUGGACGAUCCUCGUCUGGUGCAGAUGUUGGAUUAAACUCUGGAAACAACGGACGUUUAGACCCACGAAUGGCAGGGUUCGUUGGAGGUGGGCAAGCUCCAAUAUGGUCUGGCCAAGGAUUUCCUCAGCCACGAUUUGAUGGAAUGCGAGGUGCUCCAAUGCCUCCUUUUCGCGUCCAAGGUCCACCAGGUACAGCUGCAUUCUUUAACCCUGCCAUGAUGCAAGGACUUAUGGGAUUUCCAGGAGGAAUGCCAGGACUUCCAGGCCAUCCUAUGCUACACAACGGACUUUCAAAAGAUGCAUUUAUGUAUGGACCACAGGGAAUCCCUAUGCCAAUCAGACAAGCUCAGCCUCGUGGUCGAUCGGGUCAAGUAUCUCAAACAUCUCCUCCGCUUCCUCAACGCAACUAUAAUCGUGAUGAUAAAGGUGUUGAGGGUGGCAAAACAUCCCGAGGACGAUCACCUUUGCCCGAUCAAGUUCGUUCAAAUACGGCGGUCAAGGAAAAGGAAGAAGAUCGGAGUCAACCUGUUACAAAGGGACCAGAAACUAAACAGCCACGCGAGACAGACCGAUUGGAGCAGCGAGAGGGUAAACGAAGUAGAACGCAUAGUGAGGACAAUGAUCGUUUGUCAAGGAAAAGAUCACCAGAUGGUAGGAAAAAAGAGGAUCGUGGAUCAGGCAGAGAGUCAAGAAGAGAAGGUGCAUCAAAGGAUGUGGAAUCACAGAAGGAUUCAAAGGAAGAACAGCGGUCUGAUCGUGGUCGUGAUUAUAGCAGGAUUAGCGGAUCUGACCGAGACCGGGAAAGAGAAAAAGAUCGAGACCGGGAAAGAGACAAAGAUCGAGAAAGGGACCGGGACCGGGAAAGAGAAAGGAAUAGAGAGCGAGAAAAAGGAAAAGGUCGAGACCGAGACCGAAACAAAGGAAAUGAACGAAACCAAGAUAUUGGUAAAACUCGUGACCAAACUGUAGAUAAGCCCGCUGAACGAAGUAUCAUUAGUCGACUAGGAAAAGGACCAGAAAGUCGUAGUCGCUCGACUUUGAGCAGUGAUGACCGAAGUAAAGGCAGAUCUGGAGACUCUAGUCGACGUGGAUCAGGAAAUGUGACAGCAGCUACAGAUAACAAGCAAGAUAAGAAACCCAGUCAUAUCCAAACGCAAGUCAAACGCUCAUCACUUGACUUUGAAACAUUUCCAUCACCAGAAGAACGACAGCCAUUAAGCGUGUACAGUCCAGUAGGAGAUAGAUGGUAG